AUGAUGAUAACAUCCAAGAUACUGAGGCAUGCUAGACCUCUCCUCUCCUCUAACCUCACAUUAUACAAUGGUGGAAGUCGCCUCCUACCAUCACUUAUGAUGGGAGCAGGCCUUCAAAGGUCCUGCACCACGACUUCAAGUUCAACAAAUGCACCUAAUCAAUCAACUACAACAUCAACAACAACAUCAACAAACAAUAGUGGACAACAAGCAUUCAACUCUACCAAACAGGAUGAGAUCAACUUGUUCAAUAGCUUCGCGGCAGAGUGGUGGAACCCUGAUGGACCUGUGAAGCCUCUGCAUCGAAUGAACCCAAAGAGAGUCAAGUACAUUGUGGAUAGAUUGAGAUUGGUCGGACUGGCAUCAGACAGUAUACCAUCACCACUGGCAGGCCUAAAGAUGAUCGAUGUUGGUUGUGGAGGUGGUCUGCUCACAGAGUCGCUCAGUCGCCUGGGUGCCGACGUCGUCGGAAUGGAUGCAGCAUGCAACAACAUCACAAUGGCCACUGCACAUGCCAAACAAGAUCGUGUUCUUCGUCAGAACAUUGAACAACAACGUCUAAGAUACAUGGACAGCACCAUAGAGAAGCAUGCCGAGACUCAUCGCGAACACUACGAUGUAGUCUGCUCUCUCGAAGUUGUUGAGCACGUUGACAACGUUCCAGAGUUCAUCAGACAAUGCUCAAUGGUGUUAAAGCCUGGCGGUAGUUUCUUCUUGUCAACGAUCAACAAGACUUUGAUAUCUUAUCUGACAGUGAUAUUGGGUGCAGAGUAUAUACUUAGGGUCGUACCAAAGGGAACACAUCAUUGGGAUCAGUUCCUCACACCCGAUCAGAUUAGAGAGUAUCUGGCUAACAGUCAGGUCCAAGUCAAGGAUGUCAAGGGUAUCCUUGUAAACCCAUUGACCAUGAACUUCACAAUAGACGAUACAGACUACAGCUCCAACUACAUACUACAUGGAGUCAAACAACAA
This is a messenger RNA of Acytostelium subglobosum LB1, 972 nucleotides long. RefSeq lists its product as hypothetical. The record is from RefSeq and is a predicted model, not a curated record. NCBI's taxonomy places the organism in Eukaryota, Evosea, Eumycetozoa, Acytosteliales, Acytosteliaceae. Gene Ontology annotation, biological process: ubiquinone biosynthetic process. Gene Ontology annotation, molecular function: 2-methoxy-6-polyprenyl-1,4-benzoquinol methyltransferase activity. The transcript is spliced from 2 exons. The annotation marks the transcript as partial.